Messenger RNA from Andrographis paniculata, 704 nucleotides. RefSeq lists its product as uncharacterized. The transcript has 2 exons. The record is from RefSeq and is a predicted model, not a curated record. The coding region runs from base 69 to 584 and encodes 171 amino acids. NCBI's taxonomy places the organism in Eukaryota, Viridiplantae, Streptophyta, Magnoliopsida, Lamiales, Acanthaceae.
GUCUGUAAAUAGUAAACUUGCAAAUCCAAUCGAUUUCGAUAUUCAUAAUUGUCAUUCACUCGAUAUCAAUGUCGUCAUCACAAGGUUCUGUAGAGUUGUAUUAUCCCACAACUCCUCCCAUCUUCACACAGCCUGCAGCUGAUCAUAACUCAAACAACAACGCCUCCUCCUCGUUCACGCCGGUUUUCAUCGUUGUGGCCAUGAUCAUCGCGCUCUCCGGCGUCGCUUGUGUCGUGGGGAGGCUCUGCAUGACCAAGUGGCACGCCCGUGUUGCCAGGCUGCAGGAACCACGUCCGCACCUCCACUUCCACCGCCACCCAAUCCCCGUUAAGUUGCACUUGCACGCCAAUGCUAAUAAUAAUCAUAAUAGGUUGGGGCCAAACCUGUGGGAGGCGACGCGGCAUCCCGUGGCCAACAACAAGACGACGAUGAUGCUGGGACCGCAUGAGGAGAUCCAAUUCCAAUUAGACAAGAGAAGCAAUCUUAAAGUGGCAACCAACAAUGGAGGACGGAAGCCAGAUGAUCAGAUAGCUCAGCAUAAUGGCGACCGUAGAUCAUCGCAAGUUAGAUUUGCUGAUAGAUAAUAUGUACGGAUCUGAUGAAUAACCAGAGCUCCAGGAAUCGAAUACGUCCACGUGGCUUUGUCAAUAUAUCUGCAAGUUGAUCAUUGGUCUUGGUGUAUUCAAGGAUAAUUUUUCAUUUUU